UAAAAGAGGUACGAAUCAUGACGGGCUCUUUAAAGAAAGAUGGAACAGCGAGAAGCACUGAAGUAGCACGUACAGCUGUAUAUAUGCGUUCAAACCGGGCGGCUUGAUUUCCACCAUAUUUGAAUGGAGUGGCCGUCACUGCACCUUAAGGCAGACUGCAAAGAAUGCCUGGCAAGUGAUUAUGGAAACCAUACAGAAAACGGUAAAAAUGUACAUGUGCAAUUUAACCAACUGUUACAAGCACUAGCAGUGCCUCCAUCUUUUACAGUGUUUCGUGUAAACACUUUAGCUUCAUGUUCAACUGAAGAGAUCAAAGUCCAGUUGGAGGAUGAAAUUAAUCAGCAAUAUGCCAGCAGAGGGCAGCACCGUGCAGUGGUGGAGUCACAUGACACACUGCCAGAUGUUCUCUAUGUGAAGAACUCUGGGCCACAUUUGAAUCUAAAAAAUAGUGCUAAAGCUGUUAUCGUGGGUCUCCAGUGUGGUAUGUCAGUGUUGAGGGGAUCAGAUGUGUUUGCUCAGGGAAUUAUGGGAGCACCUGCAGAUAUGCAGAGUGGAGACUUGGUGUCUGUGUAUGCAGAUAUAGAGGGUGCCUGCAAGAAAGGACUGAAGGAUGAUUUUGAGGGACAGAAACAUUUUGUGGGCAACGGAAUAGCUAGGAUCAGUAGACAUUCCUUGUUUAAGUCAGAAACACCGGCAAAAGGAGUUGGCAUAGAAAUGACAAGUCCUGUAUAUGUGGCGCCAUCUUUAUCUGAUAUUCUUCCAAGUGUAGUGUUUCCCCAGAAUCUUCCGUCUGUCAUCUGCAGUCAUGUGUUGGAUCCUGAGCCAAACGACUGCGUGCUGGACAUGUGUGCUGCUCCAGGGGGUAAAACCACACACAUUGCCACUCUGAUGAGAGACCAGGGUCUGGUGAUAGCUUUUGACAAGGGACAGAACAGAGUAGAGAGAAUACAGUCCAAUGCUUCCAAGUGGAACCUGAAGUCUGUCAGGGCAUUUCCUUAUGAUGCUACCAAGAGCUGUGCAAUAGAUGCAGAUGGUGAUCCUUUCCCUCCGUUUCCCCCUGAAUAUUUUGACCGUGUUCUGCUAGACGCACCUUGCAGUGGUCUGGGGCAGAGGCCGUCAGUGUUCAACAAAAUGUCUGCCAGGGAACUCAGCUCAUAUCCUCCAUUACAGAGGAAACUUCUGGCUCAGGCCGUGCAUUUGUUAAAGGUUGGCGGAGUCCUGGUCUAUAGCACUUGUACAGUGACACAUGGGGAGAAUGAGCGACAGGUGGAAUGGCUGCUGAGAGAGUAUCCAUGUGUGAAGUUAGCCAAACAGGAUCCUCAUCUUGGAGGAACAGGUGCUCACUUCCCAGACUCCCAGCUUUCAGAGGAGAACUUGAAACUGCUGCAGAGAUUUGACCCUGGUGACCUUGACCCACUUUCAGCACGAACUGUGACCAAUGACUGCAUUGGUUUUUUUAUUGCAAAAUUUGUCAAAACAGAAUCUGUGAGGUGAUGGUGAUUUUGACUAGAUAAUAUUUUUUUAGAGACAAGGCUGUCAGUUUUUGUUUUUAAGAUUUGAUGGGGCUGUCACACACUGUCAAAAAAUUUGUAUUUUCAUAAUGAAUAUUACUAUAUUUGGACAUAUAAGAAGGUAAAUGUAGAGCAAUUUAUCAUUCAGCUAAACGGGAACUGGCUGAAUUCUGUAUACAGUUCUUCAAAGAGGAAUGUAUAAAGUUCUUCAAAGAGGAAUGUUGUUAAUCACUUUGGAAAGUUGAUGCCAAAAUGGCAGCUUCUAUCAUCAAAUUUUACUGGAGAGUCUAUUUAGUAAUGCUGCCUGAUGUUUCAUAUAUCUCUAAAAAGAAAAACUUGUCAUCUCACAAAGUUUUGUGCUACUUGAAGGUGCUUAAUACAUAUGAUGCAAAAAUAUUUAAAGUUACUGUUCUGCUCCGGCCUCUCAACCUGGCAAGAUAUAUGUAUACUUACUUUACAAAAAGAAGUCGAAUAAAAAUAACACCAUGCUCAUUA
Molecule: messenger RNA, 2006 nt
Organism: Lingula anatina
Lineage: Eukaryota; Metazoa; Brachiopoda; Lingulata; Lingulida; Lingulidae
Product: tRNA (cytosine(72)-C(5))-methyltransferase NSUN6
Biological process (GO): RNA methylation
Molecular function (GO): RNA methyltransferase activity; RNA binding
Source: RefSeq, a predicted model, not a curated record